Panicum virgatum (switchgrass) is the source of this 1890-nucleotide messenger RNA. Its product is annotated as cytochrome P450 714D1-like. Bases 60 to 1676 code for a protein of 538 amino acids. Lineage: Eukaryota; Viridiplantae; Streptophyta; Magnoliopsida; Poales; Poaceae. The transcript has 3 exons. Gene Ontology annotation, molecular function: heme binding; oxidoreductase activity, acting on paired donors, with incorporation or reduction of molecular oxygen; iron ion binding. The record is from RefSeq and is a predicted model, not a curated record.
CUUUGCUAGGUAGAGACUAGAGAGGGAGAUAGGCUAGGAGACGGCGCUGCCUCUCGCGCAUGGCGGCCAUGGAGUACACGAACAGUUUCUUGCCUCUGGCGCCGCUGCUGGCAGGGUGGUGCGCCCUGGCGGCCGCGGCCGCGGCGCUGCUCCUCGCCGCCGCCAUUUCCGCGUGGCUGCAGCGGCCGCGCCGCGUCGCGGAGGCCUUCCGCCGGCAGGGCAUCGACGGCCCGCCGCCGUCGUCGUUCCUGUCGGGGAACCUCUCGGAGAUGCAGGCGAGGGCGGCCGCCGCGGCGGUGGCGGAGGCGCCGGCGGCCGGCGGCCGGGACUUCGAGAAGGAAGGCUUCGACGAUUACUGCAAGAGGAUCUUCCCCUACUUCGAGAAGUGGAGGAAAGCAUACGGCGAGACGUACCUGUACUGGCUGCGGCGGCGGCCGGCGCUGUACGUGUCGGACCCGGAGCUGAUCCGCGAGAUCGGCCGCUGCGUGUCGCUGGACAUGGGCAAGCCCACCUACCUGCAGAAGGGCCAGGAGCCCCUCUUCGGCCGCGGCGUCCUCAAGGCCAACGGCGCCGAGUGGCACCGCCAGCGCCGGGUCAUCGCCCCCGAGUUCUACAUGGCCAAGGUCAAGGGCAUGGUGGAGCUGAUGGUGGACGCGGCGCAGCCGCUGCUGCGGUCGUGGGAGGCCAAGGCCGCCGCCGCGCAGGCCGGCGUCGCGGAGGUCGACGUCGACGACGACAUCCGGAGCUUCUCCUUCGACGUCAUCUCCAGGGCCUGCUUCGGCGGGGACUACUCCCGGGGGCGGGAGAUCUUCCGCCGCCUCCGGGCGCUGUCGGGCCUCAUGUCCGAGACCAGCGUCAUCUUCACCAUCCCCUCGCUCCGCCACCUGCCCACGGAGAAGAACCGGAGGAUCUGGAGGCUCACGCACGAGAUCCGGUCCCUCAUCCUCCAGCUCGCCAGCGAGCGCCGCCGGGCGGGGGCGGCCCCGGCGCCCGACUUCCUGGGCUCCAUCAUCGACAGCAGCCGGGGCCAGCCGUGCGCCGACGACUUCGUGGUGGACAACUGCAAGAACAUCUACUUCGCGGGGCACGAGACGAGCGCGGUCACCGCGACGUGGUGCCUCAUGCUCCUCGCCGCGCACCCGGAGUGGCAGGACCGCGCGCGCGCCGAGGUGCUCGAGGCCUGCGGCGCCGGCGCCCCGAACUUCGACGCCAUCGCCGGGAUGCGGACGCUGCACGCGGUGGUGCUGGAGACGCUGCGCCUGUUCCCGCCGUCCUCGUUCGUGGUGCGGGAGGCGUUCCGCGACAUGCAGCUGGGCAGGCUGCGCGCCCCCAGGGGCACCUACCUCUUCGUGCCCGUCUCCACCAUGCACCACGACGCGUCCCUCUGGGGCCCCGCCGCGCGCCGCUUCGACCCCGGCCGGUUCCGCGACGGCGUGGCGGCGGCGUGCAAGCACCCGCAGGCGUUCAUGCCGUUCGGGCUCGGCGCGCGCACCUGCCUCGGCCAGAACCUCGCGCUCGUCGAGGUCAAGGCGCUCGUGGCGCUCGUCCUCGCGCGCUUCGCGGUUGCCCUGUCGCCGGACUACAGGCACGCCCCAGCGUUCCGGUUCAUCAUCGAGCCGGAGUUCGGGCUGCGCCUCCUCGUCCGCCGCCUCGCUCACGACGACGGCCGCCACUGAUGAAAUGAUGAUGCGCGCAGGUGCUUGGAGUUGCGUUGUGUAAAGGCGUACACUAGCUGACACGUGAAAAAGAGGACAAGGAUUUACCACGACACGGAUGAACACACGAGCAAUAACUGGAUUGUAUGUACAUGAAGUAUAUGCAGUAGUAAUAUACUGAAGAACUCGUCUGAUUUAUUUUCAGUGUACAUAUCUUCUUGUUUCAGCUGCUCAA